AUGGGCGACGUCGAGGUCGAAGACUUUAGCUUUGGGCGAGGCACUGUCCGCUCGACGACCAGCAGCAUCGAGAUCACGACGAUCGAGAUUACAGGCAGCGAGCUCAAGAACCACCGCUUCUCGCACAAGGUUCGAUCGUCGGACCCGUCACCAGCGUCCGCCACGCCGCCUGCGUCCGUUGAGCCCAGCGUAGCACCGCACGGCGCAGAGCUCAGCGUUGAGACGACGACGACGACGAUGACAAUGCUGGACGCCAGUCGUCCCAUCGAUCUUGUCGAGAUCUUGACGCCGGAGCAGAUGCAUCGCGUGUCCAUGGCUGUUCUUAGCGCGCUUCUUCUCGGUGGCGCGCUCGUUGUCAUCGCCAUGUGGGUCCAGCAACAGCGCCAUACACAACGCGCCCUUUCGUGGCUCGCCCACCAAACCAGCCGCGACGCCAUUGCAAAAGCGAUGGCCGGCGCGUCGGUCGAGUUUCAAGACGCGGCGGCGCUCCGCUUGCGACUGCUCGACUUUCAGCAUCAAGUCGACAAGCUUGUUGCAGCUGCCACGGCGACGACCUUUGAGGACGACGUGUGCACGUUCUCAUCGCCCUCGGGCUCGCUCGGCGAGCUCCUAACGUCGGUGCAGGCGGGUAUCUGCGAAGUCAAGGCAUUUGCGACCGAAGCGCACGCGCCCACCGAUCGUGCCAUGUGUGAGACGUGGCACACUGCCUUGUCGUCGCAUCUCGAGACGCUGAGUCGCCUGCAAGCACGGAUCCAGCGCAAGCUCCAUGCACUCUUGGCAUCCGACAACCACCGUAUGCAGUGGACCAUCGAAGAGCUGGAGCGUCUUUGGCGGCUCUGGAACAGCCUCGGCCUCGAAGACGAGCUCGACCAGACGUGGUAUACGACAACCCGCAAGGAGCUCGACGACCGAGCUCGCUGCGUGUCGCACCUCGAGUCGCUUCUAGUCGCGUUCUCGAAGUCGUCGUCGUCGCCGCCGGACGUGCUGCACGAGAUGCACGAACACCUCGCGACGGCCCAGCGGCACAAGUGGGUCCACGAGACCAUCGCACGCGUCGAGCGGUGUUUGCAAGAGACGAGCGACGCGAAUGACGCUCAGCUCGUCACGAUGACGCACACGACUCAAGUGUCGCGGGUCGAACGCGAGCUCUCUGCGUUUCGCGACCACCGGCAGGUGCGCAUCCAAGAAUAUGUCGAACGGGAUCGCAUGACGCACAGCGAAGCCGCGCGGCACCUCGACCGCAUGAUGUUUGACUACGCGCUGCAUUUACGACAACUCGAGCACGACCACGGGCUCGAGAACCAGCGCCUUGUCGAGCAACGACGCAUGCAUAUGGAAGUACUCGCUGACCGGCAACGCCGGGCGCAGGAAGCCGCCCACGAACAGCGAGAGCGCGACCGUCUGAAAUACGCCGCCAAACUCGAACUGGCCGAGAAGAAGAAGGCGAUGCGGGAAGCCGAGCGCCAAGCGAAGCGAGAGUUGAAGCGGCUGGAAGAACGCGCGAAAGAAAAGGCGCAGCUGCUGCGGGAUCGAUAUGCAGCCGAGUGGCGCCACGUCGAGCGCUGGGCGCGCUGGAACGGGUGCCUCCUUCUGCUCUUGCUCGCUAUGAUCUUUUGGGAAGUCAUUUCAACAAACGGCGCGUACUUCUCGCCGGCCUGCGACACGGAUGCCUCGUCUUGGUCUCCGUUCUCCACGACAUCGCGCUGGAGCUGCCAACUACUGUACGGACUCAAGGUGGCCGGCGGGCUCUUCUGCGUUGUUUUGGCGCUCUCGAUGUUUGCCUACUUGAACUUGCCGUCGGUCGGGCUCGGACUGCUCUGCACGCUGUUUAUCUACGCGUUUCGGCAAGUGUGGCGGGAGAUGCUCAUCCAUUGGCGGUACAUGCUCGGGCUCGGCCUCGGACAUUAUGUUGUCGGCGUUGUGCUUGGCCGAGAUCGGCGGCUGGCGUGGCACAUAAGUGGCUACAAUGUCCGUCCGCUCGUUGUCUACUUGGUCUACCCGCUGCUGUCGUGUCUUCUGACGAUCGCAGUGGGCAUCGCGUCGUGCCCGCUGCCCGACGUGUGCUUGGACCGCAGCCUCUUCUUGGUCCAACAGUUGUUUUAA
Messenger RNA from Saprolegnia parasitica CBS 223.65, 2103 nucleotides. RefSeq lists its product as hypothetical. Bases 1 to 2103 code for a protein of 700 amino acids. The transcript is spliced from 9 exons. NCBI's taxonomy places the organism in Eukaryota, Oomycota, Saprolegniomycetes, Saprolegniales, Saprolegniaceae. The record is from RefSeq and is a predicted model, not a curated record.